UGCCGGAUCUGAAGUGAGCAGUCAUUCCCUGCCAGGAUUCUCCAAUGAAUGGCCCGAUGGCUGCCUCGUCUGAUAGGAUCUCGCUCGGCCCUCUGGUAGCAGCGAUCGAUCAGGGCACGAGCUCCACUCGGUUCCUGGUGUUCAAUGCUAAAACUGCCGAGCUGCUUAGUCACCAUCAAGUCGAAAUUCAGCAAAGUUUCCCUAAAGAGGGAUGGGUGGAAGAGGACCCGAAAGAGAUUCUGCAGUCCGUGUACGAGUGUAUGGACCGAACCUGUGAGAAACUGACGCAGCUCAACAUUGACAUCUCCAACAUUAAAGCCAUGGGUGUGACCAAUCAGCGAGAAACCACACUGGUCUGGGACAAAGAAACGGGUGAGCCGCUGUACAAUGCGAUUGUGUGGCUGGACCUGCGCACACAGUCCACUGUGGAAAGACUCAUCAACAACACGCCGGGCAGGAACAAAAACCACCUAAAGCACAAGACCGGUCUUCCCAUCAGCACGUACUUCAGUGCCGUGAAGCUGCGCUGGUUAAUGGACAACGUGGAGGAGGUACGCCAGGCCGUGCUUUCACACACAGCCAUGUUCGGAACCGUCGACUCCUGGCUCAUAUGGUGCCUAACCGGUGGGAAGAAAGGAGGCGUCCAUGUUACAGAUGUGACCAAUGCAAGCAGGACCAUGCUCUUCAAUAUACACACACUGGACUGGGAUCCAGAUCUCUGCAACUAUUUUGGCAUACCAAUGGAGAUCCUGCCAAAAGUGAGGAGUUCCUCAGAGAUCUACGGAUUAAUGAAAAUCAGUUCUAGUCUGAAAUCUGGUCCUCUCACUGGUGUUCCAAUAUCAGGGUGUCUAGGGGACCAGUCUGCCGCACUUGUGGGACAGAUGUGCUUUCAGGACGGUCAAGCCAAAAACACUUACGGCACUGGAUGUUUCCUGCUCAGAAACACAGGAACGAAGCCGGUGAUGUCAGAUCAUGGCCUUCUAACCACAGUAGCGUAUAAACUGGGUCGAGACAAGCCGGCCUGCUAUGCGUUAGAGGGUUCAGUUGCCAUAGCAGGGGCGCUGGUGCGCUGGUUGAAGGAUAACCUCGGGAUUAUCGAAAAUUCAACAGAGCUCGAGAAGCUUGCAGCUGGAGUUGGAACGUCAUACGGCUGCUACUUUGUCCCUGCAUUCUCAGGUCUCUACGCCCCCUACUGGGAACCGAGCGCUAGAGGAAUCAUCUGUGGUUUGACUCAGUUCACCAACAGGAGUCACCUGGCCUUCGCUGCUCUGGAAGCAGUCUGCUUUCAGACACGAGAGAUCCUGGAUGCGAUGAAUCAGGACAGUGGGAUUCCACUGACUCAGCUCCAGGUGGAUGGAGGCAUGACCUUGAACAGACUCCUCAUGCAGCUCCAGGCUGAUAUUCUCUGCAUUCCAGUAGUGAAGCCGUCCAUGCCGGAGACGACAGCUCUGGGAGCGGCCAUGGCAGCGGGAGCAGCGGAGGGAGUCCGAGUGUGGAGUUUGAAUCCUGAGGACCUCACUGAGGUCACCUCUGAGAAAUUCGAACCCCAGAUCAACCCAGAGGAGAGUGAGUUCCGCUACGCUCGCUGGAAGAAAGCGGUCCAGAGAGCCAUGAACUGGGAGACUACAGAGCCAGUCAGCAAUGGAAACAAUGAAUCUAGUUUCUUCAGUAGUGUUCCCCUGGGCUUUUUCAUUCUGGGUAGCAUGUGUAUGUUAAUUGGAGCGAAAUACAUUGCAGGUUUCAAGUAGACUUCUUCUUGAAUCCACUACGAUAUUGAAUAAUGACCGUAGAAUGAAGGAUAUUAGGUACCUCCACUAGUGGCGAGUCACUCUCUAGCAAAUAUGGGACAACUGAAUCAUCUCUAUCUGACCUCGAAACAAUCAACGAAAGGUUGUUUUUAUACUUUUGGUACGUGGUUGCCAUAGCAUGCAAGCUGCAAGUUGGUGACUGAAACAGAUUCUGUGAAGAAGAAAAAAAAAAAAACGAACAAAACACUUAAUUGAAAUUGCAAAGCACUGUUGUACUUAUGAAGAAACAGCUGGCAGCGUUGCUGAGCAACGUCAUCUGACCCAAGCUGGUUGCUAUAGCUCCUUAAUUUCCUUUAUGUAGAUGAUGAAAUUUUUCACACAGACCUCUGUGUGUUUUGUCGUACUGUAUUCUAAAUUCAGCCAACUUUUAAUUGUGCCACAUCUUAUUUCGCUUCAUCAUAUCAUACCAUGUGUUAGAAGGUGCUGAUUGUAGUUUUCCAGAGUACUUCUUCUAAGGAACGGCGGAAAAUAUGGAAGCACUGAGGUAUAAAUCCUGGCACGCACUGCAUGAGGACUGUGAAUGGUUUUACUUUCACAGUCUUCCAUAUGGUUGUUGAACAAAACUGUGUGUUACUCUUCUGUUACUGUGAGACCCCCAACCCAGAAUACUGUGCAUCCCAAGGUAGAAAAAGCUAAUAAAAGUUUUCCUACUAGGAUGUCAAACGUUUAAGAAACACUAGAACUCUGAAAAACUUCUUGAUAAUCACAGUGUCUGAUGAUGUCUCUGACCUAGAGACUGUGCUUUUCUAUCAUAUACAAUACAUCACUUGUCAUAUGCUGUAAUAUAUGUAAUAGGGUGUAAUAUUCUCUUGCUGAGAAUAUUGACUGAAAGCAGAAAGCUUGCUUUUACCAAUAACCUUUUGAAUCAUGGUGUAAUAAAAACAGCUAAUGUUUGUCAUCUAACUAGAGGUCAUAUUUGUUUUGUCCUUUGUUAACCUGGAGUUGGCUUUUAGUCAUUAUUUAGCUAGCUCUUGGGUUAUUGGCUAACUAUCAACGAACUAGGCUUACAUUCAGUAGAAUAAAAAAAAAAUCAUGAUGGUUUCUAACAAAAAAUGCUUUUAAUCAUUAAUAACAUGUUUAAAAUCUAACGUAGGCAUAAACAGUACUAUUUUGGUUCAAAGUUAGGUUUACAAAUACAACUGUGUAAAAUGGAACAUAAAUGAAAAUGAAUAUUGCAAUGCCAUUUGUGCCUCUAGUAAAUUCAGUUAUGUUGGUAGGACUACUUAAUUUGACAUGACAAUUUAUUUUUCUCCAAAGUGGCCUGUUGAUCUAUCGAUCUGUCUCCCUUAUUAACUGUCUCUGAGGUCGUGUAUGUGGAAGAGGGUGGAUAGCACUUUCUUCUGAGUUCGUUCCUCUGGAGGGAGGGGAACAAGCAUGUAUUGGUCAUCACCCUACGUGAUUUGUAGCUGUUCUAGGAUACGAUAAUAGACUGACUGGUGAAUUGAGAUUACCUAGUGAGCGCAGGAAAAAAAAUAAAAAAAUUCAGCCAACAUGAUGCAUUAACAUAACAUAACUUUGGCCCAAAAGUGAAAUAACUGUUUUGCGUCAGUUUGUGUUGUCAUCUUAACAUCAUUGACGUUAUCACAGUCGUCAUAAAGUACAUAUAUUUAAUAGGUGUCAUUUACUUCUAUGAGCGCUGUUCUUAAGUAUUUACAUAAUCUUUUCAUCUGUUUUAUCUGUAUUUUAGGUAUAAACAUGGCAAAGGUAUUAAUCCUGCCAGUUAAGUUAAAUAUUUAUUUUUGCAGAUAACCACUAGAUAAAUAUUACGAUGUGAUAUUAAGCCCUGAUGCUUAAGUUAUUUUGUCAUUAAUGAAGAAUUCGUAUUUUCGAGUCUCUUUGAUUAAAGCAUUAUCGGGGCCAAAAGCCAAUGAACUUAAUAUCAGUAUGUGAAAUACCAUAAAGCACUCACCAACAAGGUUUCUUUUUUUUUUUUUUGUAAAUUUGUAACGGGGAUUUUUUUAUUUUUAAGAUUUGUGUGUUUAACAGGAAUUUAUAAUAUAUUCAUGCAUUUUUUUUUUUUAUGUACUUGAAUUUUAAAUUGACCCAUACACUGUUCUAGCACAUACCAGUAGUCAGUGUUACUGAGGUAUUUUGUCUCAAAUCAUGCACUUUGCGGCACUUUCCAAACAAGUAGUGCGUGCAAACUUGCAAAUGAAACAAAUAUAAUGUAUCAUUAAUGCUUGAUGUACUACUGUAGCAUUUACAACUUGUAACUUGUGGCUUCACAUUUUCUACAUUAAUAUUUCAGUAAGCGACAAUGACACGAUUCCACAGAUCAAACUGUAAAAAAAAAAAAAAAAAAAAAAAAAGUUAGGUUUUAACUUUUAGGGUUUUUAAAAAUGGUUUUUGCUGUGGUUUUCUCAUGCAGAUCAGUGAUAUCAUGUGAUCUGUCUAAUAAAUACUGUUAAUUAAAAUACUUCAAAUUUAUGCUAUGGUUUAACUUGGUACACUUGCAUAGUGUACAGUCUAAGAUUAUAGUGAACAGUGCAGAAUUUAAGAGACUUUUUUUUAAGGGUUUGAUUGUUUUUUGUUUGGUUUUUGCAAGAAUAUUUUCUUAUGUUGGUACAAAUGCAUAUUUUGUACAUUUGGCUUAGAAAUCCCACAUAUGUAAAAAUCUUUUGCUGCACAUUAAACUUGUGGACUUGGUUAAUA
Molecule: messenger RNA, 4460 nt
Organism: Clarias gariepinus (North African catfish)
Lineage: Eukaryota; Metazoa; Chordata; Actinopteri; Siluriformes; Clariidae
Gene: gk
Product: glycerol kinase
Exons: 21
Coding region: 45-1748 (567 amino acids)
Biological process (GO): glycerol metabolic process; triglyceride metabolic process; glycerol-3-phosphate biosynthetic process
Cellular component (GO): mitochondrion
Molecular function (GO): glycerol kinase activity
Source: RefSeq, a predicted model, not a curated record